AUGGCUAUUAAAACGAUUGGAUUAGCACUUAUUGGGAAUAAAAUUUAUCCUGUUAACACUAGCGGUAAUGGUAAGGAUAAUGAAAAAGAAGAAAACAUGCCAAAAUCAAAUCAUUAUAACCAAUAUCCUUUUUUAACGGAUGGUUUAACAGAUAGUGAUGAAAUUAGUAAUGACAUUAAUGAUGUUAGAAUUAUUAGUAAUAUAAACAGCGGCAGCACUAGUAGUGAGGAUGAAGGUGAACAAAAUAGUAAUGAUCAUAGUUAUAUAGAUAAUAACGAGUAUGAGGAUAAUUCGUCGAAAUUUGGAUAUUAUUUAGAAGGUUGGGAUUAUACAAAUAAUGAUGAGGAGAAUGAGAAUGAAUUAGACGAGAAUGUGAAUGAAUUAGACGAGAAUGUGAAUGAAUUAUAUGAAUUGGAUUAUGAUGAAUCUGAUUAUGAUGAAUCUGAUGAAUCAGACGAGGAUGAAGAGUUAGACUACGAUGAAUUGGAAUUGAUAAUGAAAAAGAUACUUGCUUGUGAAAACGAUAGUUCAGAUGAAAAUUUAGAAUAUAGUGACGAUGAAACUGAAACUGAAGAUGAAGAUAUUGGAAAAUAA
Molecule: messenger RNA, 594 nt
Organism: Entrophospora candida
Lineage: Eukaryota; Fungi; Glomeromycota; Glomeromycetes; Entrophosporales; Entrophosporaceae
Source: the annotation of a GenBank genome assembly